This is a messenger RNA of Filobasidium floriforme, 1392 nucleotides long. Its product is annotated as pyridoxal phosphate-dependent transferase. Gene Ontology annotation, molecular function: transaminase activity; pyridoxal phosphate binding. Gene Ontology annotation, biological process: biosynthetic process. The transcript is spliced from 7 exons. The record is from RefSeq and is a predicted model, not a curated record. NCBI's taxonomy places the organism in Eukaryota, Fungi, Basidiomycota, Tremellomycetes, Filobasidiales, Filobasidiaceae. Bases 1 to 1392 code for a protein of 463 amino acids.
AUGGCUCCUCUCGACUACAGCAACUACCUCUCGGACAAGGGCAAGAUGGCCUUGCCCGACGGGAUUCGAGGACUGUUUCCCUUGGAGAAGCACUGUAAAGUCUCUUUCCUCGCAGGCAAGCCCAACCCGGAGACGUUCCCCUUUUCCUCGAUGACCCUACACCUCAAACCUCCUCUGGAGACUCCCGUCUCGCUUCAAAACGGAUCUUCGAGCCAGGAAGUCGAUGUAAACGGGGAUAAGCGGGCGGAUGGGGGUGUGGAUUUGGAGAUCGAAGGAGCGGAUAUGGAGGAGGCUCUGCAGUACCAGACCGCUCAGCUGAAGCGAGAACUGGACAACCAAGCCACAGGCGAAGUCACUAGGGAGGAAGUCAACGCCCUUCGGGGGGACGUCAACGCUCAGGGGGUGCAGGAAGUCCCCUGGCGAGUGACCGUCGGAGGAGGGUGUCAGGACCUCUUGUUCAAAGCUUUCGGAGCCAUCUUCAACCCGGGGGACUCGAUCUUGGUGGAAACCCCCGUGUAUGCGGGUGUCAUCUCCCAGUUCAUGACCCUCCAUGUCAACCAGAUCGAAGUCCAGGUGGACGAUCAGGGGGUCUCUCCGGAUUCCUUGCGUCAAGUCCUCGGCUCUUGGCCGGCCGACAAGCCCAAACCCAAGGCGAUCUACCUCGUCCCCGUCGGAUCCAACCCGACGGGAUGUUCAUCCACGACGGAGAGGAAAUUGGAAGUCUUGAAGAUCUGCGUGGAAAACGGGAUCAUGAUCAUCGAGGACGACCCUUACUACUUUUUGGCGGCGGAUAGACGUCCGUCGUAUUUCCAGUUGGAGACGCAGGUAGUCCCUGAGGGUGGGCAUGUGAUCAGGUUCGAUAGUUUCUCCAAGGUGUUGAGUUCGGGGAUGAGGCUGGGCUUCGCAGCUGGACCGGAAGCCAUCUUGAAGGCCAUGGAUGUGGCUUCCUCGACGGCCAACUUGCAGCCCAAUGGUGUCGCCCAAGCCGUCGCUCUUCGUCUUUUGCGUUACUGGGGUAUUCAAGGUUUCAUCGAUCACUGUGAGAGGGUCGCAGCUUUCUAUGCCAAGAGGAGGGACAAGUUCGAGGCGAUUGCGAGGAAACACCUGGAUGGGAUCGCCACCUGGGUCUCGCCCGUCGCCGGAAUGUUCUUGUGGAUCGACGUCUCCCCCAUCGACGACUCGUCCGACCUCGUCCAAAAAGAAGCCCGCGAGCUCGGAGUCCUCGCCGUGCCCGGUUUCGCCUUUCUGCCGAAUCACGGAAAGAGCUCGUUCUUGCGUGUCAGCUUUUCCAUUGUCGACAUGGACAACAAGGCCGAGCUGGGUUUCGAGCUCUUGAGCCAGGCGAUUAGGCAGAGGUUGGAGAGAUUGAGAGCGGAGGGUAAGAUCCAGUAA